Messenger RNA from Lactuca saligna, 2557 nucleotides. The record is from the annotation of a GenBank genome assembly. Lineage: Eukaryota; Viridiplantae; Streptophyta; Magnoliopsida; Asterales; Asteraceae.
CCUACGAUUAAAGAACUUUACAUCUUAUCUUGCUAAUAAAAUUUGUUUGACCUAAGUUCAUUUUGUAAUUCGUUUUUUCUUUGAAUUUCUCUUACACGCAUGAUCAACGAGCGUCAAUAACAAGGGCCCGCACGUUUUCUGAAGAAUCAAACAACCGAAUUCAACGAACAUCUUCACUCUCUUCCCCAAUAACUCAAUGAUUCCCAGAAUCCCCAAUUUGGUCGUCGAUGUUAAAUCCCUUUCUUGUUGAUCGUAUCAAUGUGACUAUUAAUCUACUAGCAUCACAAUGAUCGAGGGGUUUAACAUCAAGCAGGUGAGAUGGAGCGCUAUGUUUCUAGGGAUUUCGAAUCUUCUAUUGAUAAUCAUCAACAUCAUUUUGAUCACCGUGGCUUAUCCGGACUGUGACUUUGGAGAUAUUAUUCCAUUUAUUGUGAUUCUUUUUGUCUCGUUUCUGAGAAUAGUCACGAUGAUUCCGAUCGCAAUUUCCCAAAGAGCUACGGCCAUGACGAUUAUUAAUACUCCUUCCGAAAAACGAGCUGUUGGAACCCUAAUUCGGCGUCAUCGGCGGAUUAGAUACAGGAAGUGGAUACGGUGGACCCGAUUUGCAUUUGUAAUUACAAUGUUCCAGUUUAUGAGUGCAAGUUAUCUUGUAUUCAGUGUUUCAAGAAAUGUUUUUGAAGAUCGAACUCCAAAUGCAUGUGUAUUAGGGAUUCUUUCAACUAACAAGAUCUGGCUGCAUAGUAUGUUGGUUCUAUUCAUCAUCAUGGUGUGUUUUGUCACACUGUUACAAUGUUUUUCAGGAUCUGAUGUUUUAAGAUGGAGAUCUUUCUACACAAAUGAAAACAAAGCAUGGAAACACCAUUACCAUGAGAUAUUUGAUCAUGGCAUCCGUGAGGCAUUGUGCUGUAUGGGACGUAUAAAAUACUUAACUGCAAUGGAGGAAGAUGAAGUUUUCUCAGUGGCACAGUUACUGGGUGACCUUGUUGCUUAUCGUGCAUCUGGGAAAGGACAUCUAGAACUCUUGGCAGGCCUAGCUUUGUUGCAAAGGGAAAGCCGAAUGCCUAAUUUUCAAGAGGAAGUCACGGUGGCUUCUCAAGAAUUGAUUCAAGGAGCUGCUGAUUUUCAUCCUUAUGCAGAAGCUGCCUAUACAGGUCUUUUACUAGAUGUUGGAAGAAAUCCUGUAUUGUUCCUUUGUGCAUGGUUGCAUAGGCAAGGGAUUUGGACACCUUGGGUUAGAAAUAAGCUUCCUGAACUCAAAGGGGACAAUUGGUGGAGAGGUCAUGCAAAAGCUUUUUUAAAAUAUGUCAAUUUGCCCCCUGAUACACUUCGACAAGGACGUGUCUAUCAGGCGAGAUGUGAAGCAGCAUACUUUGUUGUGGUUCUUCAUGACAUAAAAUCUGUUGUGAUUUGUGUGAGAGGAACUGAAACUCCUGAAGAUUUACUAACAGAUGGUUUAAGUAAGGAAUGUGUGCUUGCUACAGAAGAUAUAGAUGGUUUGAUAUAUGGUAAUCUUAUUCCACCAGGUUCAGGAUAUUAUGGACACUCCGGUAUAGUCGAGUCUGCACGUGAUCUCUAUCAGCAAAUUGAUGGAAAUCCUGAAAAAAAAGAAUUCCAAGCUGGCGGAUUGCUUACUUCAUUGCUGGGAGAGGGAUGUGAGUGUGAAGGCUACAACCUUCGCAUUGUGGGACAUUCCCUUGGUGGAGCUAUCGCUUCAAUGCUAGGAUUAAAGUUAUAUGGUCGAUAUCCUCAGUUACAAGUUUAUAGUUAUGGCCCACUUCCAUGUGUAGAUUCAGUCUUAGCAAAUGCAUGUUCAGGUUUUGUCACAAGUAUUGUGUACGAUAAUGAAUUUUCAUCGCGCCUUUCGCUUGCUUCGAUCAUGAGGUUGCAAAGAGCUGCCAUGCUGGCACUAUCGAAUGACAGGGAUGCUGACUCAGCAAAAAUGCAGAAACUUGCAAGAAGGUUUCUUUCAGUGAGCACUUAUCUAUGGCACAAGCCUCAUGAAGAGCCUUGUUCUUCUUCAGGGUCGAGCUCAUUGCCACCAAGAAAUGAAGACGAGGGUCACGCUAUACGUGUGAGCUUUCGGGAACAAAAUGAAGAUUCCAAUCAUUGGCAUAAUAUAGACAUAAAUGAUACAUCGGAUGAUGAUAAUAAUGUCAAUCGCAGACGUUUUUCAUCAAAUAGAAACUCUAAUCCGUAUUAUGAGCCUCCACAUGAUGAGGAGACAUCACGUGAUCAUCUUGUAUCACAGUACAUGGAAGCCAUGCCAUCAUCACAUGAAAAAGAGGAGACACAUGAAAACUUUAGAGAAAUGUUUUUGCCAGGUGUCAUCAUUCAUAUAAUCCCCGACAAGAAAAAUAACAAUGUCCCUCUUUAUAGAAGAUGGAAGAGUACACUAACCACACAGUGUGGGUUUGAAGCUUAUGUGGUUAAAAAGGAAGCUUUCAUGGAUUUGAUUGUAUCGCCUUCUAUGUUCAUUGAUCACCUCCCAUGGAGAUGUUCGUAUGCUUUGAAGAAAUUACUUGAAAAGCGGAGUCUUCAACAAGAGUGUGAUGGGUGA